Molecule: messenger RNA, 1646 nt
Organism: Mytilus trossulus (common blue mussel)
Lineage: Eukaryota; Metazoa; Mollusca; Bivalvia; Mytilida; Mytilidae
Exons: 9
Coding region: 689-1573 (294 amino acids)
Molecular function (GO): DNA binding
Source: RefSeq, a predicted model, not a curated record
CAUUUUUUUAGGCUUUGUUUGGAAAUUGUUGUAGUGACGGAACAGUUUAAAACCUGCUCGAUGCAAAAUGUAUUGAGACCAGUAUAUAUCAUUGGUUUAACAUAACAGUUGGAUACCUGCACAAUAGCUAGGAUGGAAAUGUAUCAAGAUUAGCAAACUGCCAAAUUAUGACACAAUGCGAAGCAAUUAUUGACAAAAUAUGUACGUUGCGUGUGUUAAUCUGUAUAUCGAUAUAUAAGAGAGCAUUUGCAUGUGCCACAAUAUCUUGCAAUAUUUUUCGAUCUCAUAAGGAAUAAAUACACAAUUUCUGUAUUAAAUAUUUUUUCUAUAAAAAAAUGUGUUUGUUUACAUGAAUUAACAUUAACAUUAUAAUGAAAAGGCAGUUACAAAAAUAAAACAGGAUUUGUAAAUGUUGAACCUACUUAUUACUAGAUUUAUUUGUUAAUAUUGUAAAUUUCUUUUUGGAAUCUUGGCUAAACCUCUGUGAAAUUUUCGGUAUUAUGCAUACCAUCGCAAAUACAAAUGUUAGUACUAGUAGAACUAACAAAGUAUAAAAUAUAUUUUUCAUUAUCCAAUCAGAUUGUUCUAAAUAAAAUCAAAAUUGCAGAAAGUCUUGAAGAAAGUGCCAUUUGACUCCAUAUUUGUUUACCAUAAAAAGAAAUUGUGUUCGUACUUAUAUAAGAAGAAGAUGAAAAGAACAAGAUUUGAUUACACAGCAGAAAUGGUUGAAGUGUUGGAGGUUGCAUGGACAGCUGGCAUGCGGUCCGCAGGGAAGGACCAAAAAAUUGUAGAAGUUGCCUUACAACUUCAGUUGCAACCAGAAAAAGUAAAGGAAUGGAUUGGCAAUCGAAAUGCAAAAGAAGCCAGAAGACAAGGUGGACAAACUGUUAAAAAGUCUAAAAUAUUGACAAAGGGACCAAAUGCAUACUCCUUAUUUGCAAGAAGUGUUGAACGAGGAUCGAUGGAUGGGAAGACCUAUCUUCAACAUGUUGCCACAGAGUGGAGGAAAAAAAGCAAUGCAGCGAAAGAAACUUAUGCAAAGCAGGCUGAGGAAAUAAGGGCCGACCCAUUCAAGGGACAAGACAGGCAAGGAGUGAUUGCCUUCAAUUUGAAGGCAAUACAUGCAGCGUGUGAUGUACUGGAAUCAGUGGGGUUUGAGAUUGGGGGGUUCGGAGUUGACCCGACGGAGGAGGUGAACCCAGUGGUGUUUGCCUCAAGAGGAGCACUGUCGUUUUUCAGCAGGAAAAUGCAGGAAAACUUCCAAACUUAUGUGACAGGAAAAACACAAGUUGGGUCUAGAGAAUUGGAAAAGAAAGAUCUUGAACAGCUGGUGAGGAAGCAGGUAAAUUCUGCAUGGGCAAAAACAUCAACUUCAACAAAAUGCCCAUACAAAGAUGUCAAGGAUGGUAAAGUUGAUGUAGAGAUUAAGGGAUUGCUGGACAAUAUAAGCCUGAAAGAUCCCAGCUGGUAUGGGAUAAAAACACUGAAGACCAUGCUGGAUUCAAAUAUAGAGUUUAAAAUUCGACAAAAUCAACAGAACCAAACCAUAGAUGAAGGGUCAGUCACUAUUUAACAUCUAAAUUAAUGACGAGUAAUUUGAAUAAUAGGUCCUGAUAUUUUUCAGUUGUUAAAACAACACAGGAGAG